Molecule: messenger RNA, 1674 nt
Organism: Cryptococcus wingfieldii CBS 7118
Lineage: Eukaryota; Fungi; Basidiomycota; Tremellomycetes; Tremellales; Cryptococcaceae
Product: multidrug transporter
Exons: 12
Coding region: 1-1674 (557 amino acids)
Biological process (GO): transmembrane transport
Molecular function (GO): transmembrane transporter activity
Source: RefSeq, a predicted model, not a curated record
AUGGGCAAAUCGGGAUCGACACAGAAGGCGGUAGAGAAUAGGCGUGAGGCAGACCUGGAGUCGGGGCAGAUGUCGUCGGAUGAGGGCACUACCUUGCAUCCCUCCGAGUCUGGCAGUGGCCACAAGAGGGGAAAGAUUGACGACAAGGGUAGAGAAAUCAUCGAUUGGGACGGACCCGACGACCCCGACAACCCCUUCAACUUUUCAAUAUCUUACAAGUGGCUCCUGACAAUAACGACAUGCUUCAUUUCUAUCCUUACUGGUCUGCCUGCUGGAGCUUACGGUGCCGGAAAUGAGUACAUGGAGGAGGCAUAUGGCAUCGACCAGACCAACUUCCCUUGGCUGCAAUGGGCCACCUGUAGCUGGAACAUCGGUGCCGCCACCUUCCCUCUCUUGUUUGUCCCGUUGACCGAGAAGAGUGGACGUAUGCCUGGAUACUUUAUCUCCUAUAUUGUCUUCCUCAUCUUCCUUAUCCCCUCCGGAGUCGGAACCAACUUUGCCACCAUGAUCGUCACUCGAUUCUUUGGCGGCGGAGCCAGUUCGGUCUCUAUCAACAUUGUCGGUGGUACCAUUGCCGAUAUCUGGAAGGGUCCCAAGGAACGAAGUAUCCCCAUGAGUAUCUUCGGUAUGACAAGUGUCGUCGGUAUCGCUCUAGGUCCAUUCAUCGGUGGCGCUAUCCAGACCAAUCACAGUACUCUCAACUGGCACUGGAUCUACUGGAUGCAGCUCAUCUUUGACGGUGCUCUUCUCCCCGUCUUCUGGUUCAUCCUUCGCGAAACCCGAGGCGAUGUCAUCCUCGCCAAACGAGCCGCCAAGAUUCGUAAAGAAACUGGCCGAGAAGUCUACGCCAAGUCUGAGCUCAAGCGCAAGCCCCUCUUAGAGGAACUCAAGAUCUCUUUUGAGAGACCUACCAAGAUGCUGGUGACCGAGUUUGUGGUUGCCGCUUUCACUCUUUGGGUGUCCUUUGCUUGGGGUCUUUUGUUCUUGUUCCAGAACAGUAUCACCCAGACUUUCCAGACCAACUACGGAUUCAACACUUUCCAAACCAGUCUCAUCCAACUCGCCCUCUCCGUCGGCGCUGUCGUCGGUACCAUCAUCAACCCCUUCCAAGACCGGAUGUACCUCGGCUCUGCCGCUCGUAACAAGGAGACCAAGGAAAAGCCCAUCCCUGAGGCUCGACUCUACUUUUCCAUGCCUGGAAGUCUCCUGUUUACCGGCGCCUUGUUCUGGUAUGGAUGGACGAGUUACCCGAGUAUACACUGGAUCGUGCCGACGCUUGCUAUCGGUUUCAUUGGUUUGGGUAUCUACAGUAUCUAUAUGGGUACUGUGACAUAUUUGACUGAUGCCUACGAAAAGUAUGCCAGUUCUGCUUUGUCAGCCGCUUCUCUCGGCAGAAAUGCGUUCGGAGCCUUCUUGCCCCUCGCCAGUCAAGCCCUCUUCACCAACCUCGGUUUCCACUGGGCCGGAAGUCUUCUCGGGUUCCUCGCGCUCGCUCUGUCUGGUGUCCCCUUCCUUCUCUUCUACAAAGGCGAGUACCUCCGCCACCACUCGCCCUUCAUCAAGGACGCCAUGUUUGACAGUCCCGAGCAAGAAGAAGAGGAGAAGCACCCUGCAGAUAUUGCCAACAUCCAAACCGUUGAAGGCGCAAACCGAUACACUGCUCCGGCUUCAUGA